UAGUGUGUGAUCAAGUGAAUCAUUAAAGUACGUAGAAGAGGACGAAAAAGUGGUGGUUUGUGCGUCUAUCGACAGAUAUCCGCAGGAUAACAUAUAGUCGCCAUUUUGAUCGUUAUGGACCCCUCCUACUGUCAGCUGUUCACUACGAAAAAAUUCUAGAGUUGAUGUAUGGUUAGGAUUGUGGCAUCUGGGCACCAGUGCCACUCAACAGCGCUAUGACCAUCGCAAUGAUAGCAAACCAGGACCCACAGGAGGGACCACCCAACACUCCACCGCAGGGUGGUGAUGGAGAGGUGUUGGGCGAUGGCGAAGGUGAAGAAAUAGCAGGGGGAGAGCCAGACUUUCCCUUAGCUGCCCUGGCGAGGCUAGAUGAAAUGAUUCAUCGUCAGCGGUGGGUAGUCCCGGUCCUGCCUAAGUGCGAGCUCGAAAUUUUACUUGAGGCAUCUAUUGAUUUAUGCACAAGAGGUCUUGACACUAGGAGUGAGGCUUGUCAAAGAUUCUUUCGUGAAGGUCUCACAAUUUCCUUUACAAAAAUCCUUACUGAUGAAGCUGUCAACAGUUGGAAGUUUGAAAUUCAUAGAUGUAUUCUUAAGAAUUGUGAAAAGUUGAUCGAAUUAGUAGUAGUUAAGCUAAAUCAGGACUGGUUUCCAUUACUUGACCUUCUUGCCAUGGUGCUCAACCCUAAUUCCAAGUUCCAUACAUUUAAUGGGGCGCGCCCAUCUGAUACGUUAUCGCAGCCUGAUGUAGAAAUAUUUGCCCGACCACCUGAUCCUAGAAAUCCCAGAGGGUGGCUUGUCGAUUUGAUAAAUACAUUUGGCAAGCAUGGGGGCUUCCAGAUUCUCCUUGAACGUUUUCAGUCUGGGAAAAAUCUUUCGGUUCCAGUUAUCUGCGCUCUGCUUCGACCUUUUGGCCUGUGUUAUGAAAUGCUCACAACAUCUACCAUAGAGAAAUAUUUCAUGACCAUUAUAGAAGUAGUACCUGCAUUUUUGGAAAAUCUCACCGAUGAGGAAUUGAAAAAAGAAGCCAAAAAUGAGGCUAAAAAUGAUGCGCUCUCUGUAAUCAUCAAAGCCAUUAAGUGCCUGGUGUCUCGAGUGCCCAGUCAGGAAGAGACUGCCAAAAAUCUAGAGAUAUUUAGACUAAAAAUGAUACUCAGGUUAUUACAAAUAUCUUCCUUUAAUGGAAAAAUGAAUGCCUUGAAUGAGGUGAACAAGGUCAUCACCAACGUAUCUUAUUACUCACAUCGUCAUGGGCCUGUAGAAGAAGAGGAAUGGCUCACUGCAGAAAGAAUGGCGGAGUGGAUAAAAGAAAAUAGAGUUCUACAAAUUGUUCUUCGGGACUCUCUACAUCAGCCACAGUAUGUAGAAAAACUAGAAAAGAUUAUAAGGUUCAUCAUUAAAGAGAAGGCUUUAACGUUGGAAGACCUAGAUGACAUAUGGGCUGCUCAGCAUGGCAAACAUGAAGCCAUUGUAAAAAACGUUCAUGAUCUUUUAGCAAAACUGGCCUGGGAUUUUUCACCAGAGCAACUUGAUCACUUGUUUGGUUGUUUUCAGACUAGUUGGAGCCAGGCGAGUAAAAAGCAGCGAGAAAAACUUUUAGAACUUAUCAGAAGAUUAGCUGAAGACGACAAAGACGGAGUUAUGGCACACAAGGUGUUAACCCUUCUGUGGUCACUUGCACAUUCAGAUGAUGUUCCAACAGAGAUUAUGGAUCAGGCACUUACUGCUCAUGUAAAGAUUCUAGAUUACUCUUGUUCUCAGGACCGAGACACUCAGAAAAAACAUUGGCUGGAUAGAUGUGUGGAAGAAUUGAAACAUGACAAGUGGGUACUUCCAGCAUUAAAGCAGAUAAGAGAAAUUUGCUGUUCGUACAGUGAGGCACCACCAAAUUUUUCUCAGCAUCAGCGGCCUACCCCUCAUGUCAGCUAUAGGCAUGACAUAAUAUCAAAGCUUCAAAAUCAGCAUUCCUUAGUAGUACUUGUUGCUGAUAAUUUAACGACAUACAUGAAAAAUAUUAGGUUAGCAGCCAAAGAAAAUCCUGACCUUAACCCAGCAGAAAUAGUUCCGGAUAGUCGUUACAAUCACAUAUUUCAGGUUCAGGAGCGGUUAAGUUUCCUCAGGUUUCUACUUAAGGAUGGUCAGUUGUGGCUGUGUGCACCCCAGGCUAAACAAAUAUGGAAUUGCCUUGCUGAAAAUGCUGUUUUUACUGUUGAUCGAGAAUCCUGUUUUAAGUGGUUUUCCAAGCUUAUGGGCGAUGAACCUGACCUAGAUCCUGAAAUAAACAAAGAUUUUUUUGAAAAUAACAUUUUACAAUUAGAUCCCUCUCUUCUAACUGAAAAUGGCAUGAAGUGCUUUGACAGAUUUUUUAAAGCUGUCAAUUCAAAAGAGGGGAAACUGGUUCUUAAAAGAAGAGUUUACCUCAUGGAUGAUGUUGAUCUAAUAGGGGUAGACUAUGUGUGGAGGGUUGUACUGUGUGGCUCUGAAGACAUAGCAGGUCGUGCUAUUGAGCUUUUACGAGAGACUUUCACAAAUUUGGGACCAAGGUUACAAGCAAAUCAAGUUAUUAUUCAUGAUGACUUUCUUUCUAAUUGUAUGUCCCGACUUAAGGCAAUGUAUGACACUGUAUCAGUGUUAGAUCGGGAUAAAGAUUCGGUCAACAGGGUCCGCCAGGAAACGACAAGGAUGUGCCGUGUUUUAAAAGUUCUUCAUGAAUAUGUGUCUGAAUGUGAUGGAGACUUUGGGGAUGAUAGGACAAUUCUUCCACUUGGAAGAGCAUCAAGAGGAAAGCACAUGUCUCUCUUGGUUAGGUUUCCUGUCCAAGGCCGACAACCAGACGAGUUGGAUGUUUGGACUCACACUAAUGAUACCAUGGGUUCAAUUAGAAGACAGGUCUUGCAUCGGUUGAAAUCAACAGCUCCCAAUGUAAAAGUUGAACUCUAUUUGAAUACAGAUCCCAUAGAUCCAGUGGAUGACAAAAAGAUAAUUGCAAAUAUGCCUCUCAGGGAUAAAAUGGUGUUGACAGCCAAAUUAGUCCAGGUAGGAAACAAUAUGCCAUCAUCCCCAGAUAGCUCCUCUGAUUCAUCAACUGGGUCUCCGCAACACCCGUAUGAAGGUCCAAAUGUUGAAGCAGAAAACUGUCUUCCUGGUGUGAUCAUGUCUGGGCAAGCAAAAUAUACCCAGUUUUUACUGCAGUUGGCUGACUUAGGUUGCACCCUACAGUUGCCCCAGCUAAGAGAUAGUGCGCGGGCACUUUUAAAUAUCAUGCCUGCAGAUCAACACACAGGCAACAACCUACGUACAGCCUGUUUAGAACAUGCUAAGUUAGGAGAGCAGAAUGCUUCACUAACUCUGGAAACUUUGGUGUUCUCUACUUCACCUUCACAAGUACUAUACAACCUCCAGGUACUGUAUUCACUACUAAUGCCUGCGCUUAAUCCUAUGUCAGAUAAGGCAAUGGAGUUCCAGUACAAUUUCAUGAAGUGUGGUGGUGUUAAGAUCAUCAUCGAUAUGCUGAGCAAGAAUAAUUUUCUUUCCAGCACUGAUAUGCCUACUAAAAGAUCUGCCUUUUUGGUUGUUUUGAAAUUAGCAAAACUGGCAUUUGUGACAGUUGGCUAUGCCAUUGUUGGUGUUGUAGCUGGAGCUGUUACCUCAACUGGGACCACAGCCACCAAUACCAAUGGUGGUGGAUCGGAUGGUAACUCAUCUCCAGCAGGCAGUACUGGUUUGGCAACAUCUACUCACACUCAAGCCUUAGUUCUCCAAGAGGCCCUUCAUCACAUACCAAAUCCUACUUCUGAUUGUAUGGUGCGGAACGUAGCCUCUCGUCUGGCUCAAUCACUUCACGACCAGGUCACUAUCACAUCAUGCCUCUGGGCUCACUUUGUAACAGGGGUUGUUCCAGAUAUGAGUGUAGUUCGUUCAAUUCUCCAAAUUACUUGGGCUUCAGCAGCUGGUCAAGUUCACCUACUUACUUCUUCCCUAGAUGAAAUUGAAAAGGCUGCAGAAAGACCACCAACAAAGCCACCAGAUCCAGAAGACCUUCAGGUUUGCCGUGAAGGAUUGGAGACUUUAUCAGUGGUCUUAGCAUUGUAUCCUCCUGCAUUAGAAACCCUAACUAAGGAUACCCAGUUUCAUAAAUUGGUAAUGGGUUUGGUGCUGGUGGGUGGGGAGCGCAGUAUUCGCCAGUGCGCUAUGGAGCAGCUUUUACUCAUGGCCACCAAAUGCUCGAAUUCUCCACAUACCCUCGUUGUCUUCAUUGUGAUGCUUUUUAAUGUUCUAAAUGGACUAAACAAUGAUUACUCUAAGGAAUAUUUCCAGUUAUUGUGUGGUUUGUUAAAUUGGGCGUGUGUGUCAAGUGUGGCUGUGACAGGUGUUGAUCGCCUACUAACGAAUGAGAUAGAAUGGCUGAAAAAAGUUAGGACCAGUGUAGCACAGUCAGCCCAGGGUGGACCCGAGUCACCUGUAGACGACACCCUGCUGGAAGGUCAUCUGUGUGUAACACGGGAACUUGUAGCAUUUCUUCCUCCUGAAAAGAAGUAUGAAAUUGGUGGUGAUCCUUCUAAGUCAAUUUUUCUAAUUAAGGAACUAGUAGAAGACUUUAUAUUCCCCUUUUCUAAGGUGUACCUUCAGUUAGAGCAUGCAGCAGAGGUGCCUGCUGAGCAGGCCAUACCAGUAUGCUCAACGCAACCAACUGUGAUAGCAGCAUAUGAACUUCUAGUCACUCUAUGCACCGGCUGUGUCCCUAACCUCAAACUGUUGGCAGAUAUGCUCACCGAUAUGUAUUAUUCAGCUGGUGACGAAAGCUUAGGAGAAUGGGAGUAUUUGCCACCUGUGGGUCCCCGUCCACCAAAGGGGUUUGUUGGACUAAAGAAUGCUGGGGCCACUUGCUAUAUGAACUCUGUUUUGCAACAGUUAUACAUGAUAAGGCAGAUAAGAAAUGGUGUUUUAGCUGUGGAAGGAGCAGCAACAGAUCCUGAAGAAGACUUCAGUGGGGAAGAAAGGAUGGAACAAGAAACCAACUUGGAUGGUAGUGAAGAAGAUGCCAUGAGUAACAGCUCAAAUGAAGAGAGUCGUAAAGAAUACCAUAUUGGUAUUCUUAAGCAGGUUCAGGCUAUUUUUGCACAUCUGGCAUGCUCAAAGCUUCAAUACUAUGUUCCAAGAGGGCUUUGGAAGCAUUUCAAAUUGCAAGGAGAGCCUGUUAACUUAAGAGAGCAGCAUGAUGCCUGUGAGUUUUAUAAUAUUUUGGUAGAAAGUUUGAAUGAAGCAUUAAAAGCUCUUGGACAUGACCAAAUCAUGAAUAAAAUCUUAGGAGGAUCUUAUUCUGAUCAAAAGAUCUGCACUACGUGUCCGCAUAGGUAUUCACGGGAGGAAACAUUUACUGUCAUUAGCAUAGACAUAAGGAAUUACAGCAAUCUUUAUGAUUCUCUCGAACAGUAUGUGAAAGGGGAUCUUUUAGAAGGAGACAAUGCAUAUUUAUGUGAAAAAUGUGAUAAAAAGGUUGAUACUGUAAAGCGAAUUUGUCUGAAAAAAUUGCCUCCAAUCUUGGCAAUACAGUUGAAGAGAUUUGAUUAUGAUUGGGAACGUGAGUGUUCUAUCAAAUUUAACGACUACUUUGAGUUUCCAAGGGAAUUAGACAUGGAUCCAUACACAGUUGCUGGUUUGGCCCGUAAUGGUGAGCUGAUCGAUUAUGACCCAGAAGAUAUGAAAACUGUUGUUUGUAGUAAAUACAAGCUAACAGGCAUUGUAGUUCACAGUGGACAGGCCAGUGGUGGUCACUACUACUCCUACAUUCUGCACAGAAACAGCGGAGAGCAGCGUUGGUACAAGUUUGAUGAUGGUGAAGUGACAGAAUGCAAAAUGGAUGACGAGGAAGAAAUGAAGAAUCAGUGCUUUGGUGGUGAAUAUGUUGGUGAACAAGUGUUUGAUAAUAUUAUGAAGAGAGUAAGUUACCGUCGCCAAAAGAGAUGGUGGAAUGCAUACCUUCUUUUUUAUACUCGACUUGAUGUGGAGGAGGAUAAUCUCUGCAAUUCUAUGAGUGAAUUAGGCUUAGCGGAACGACCAGGGUUAGUCAAAAUGCCAAGUGCCAUUGAGAGAUCAGUUGUUCGUCAGAAUGUACGGUUUAUGCAUUCCCGGUCCCAGUUUUCUCCAGAAUAUUUCCAGUUUCUCAAAAAGCUUAUUAUGACAAAUCAUCCAUUUGUUAUACAAACUCCACAGGACAGGGUUGCGGAUUGUGAACACAUUGCUAUGAUAAGUACGCAGUUAUGCAGCAAAUUCUUGUUUUCCGUUGGCUUGCACACUAAAAAGACACUAAGGGGUCCAGCAAUGGAGUGGUAUGAUGCAUUAUUGGUACAUUUAAGGGCAUCAGUUCAAACAAGAGCGUGGUUUGCUCAGAACAUGCUAUUUGCGCAUCCACACCGUUUUAUGGAAUAUUUGUUAGAAUGUCCUGCUCCUGAGGUGCGAUUGGUAUUCAGCAAACUUAUAGUUUUAGUGGCCCACUGUGCUCGCAAUGAUAGCCCACUGCCUAUGGGUUGGGGACCUUUGAAGCAUCACCCAGGAUUCGAUAUGGCCAGUGGUGCCUGUACCUUAAGUGAUCAACUUUUAGUGGCUGUGUUACAGUUGCUAAAUAAAGAGGUGUCUGAGCAUGGUCGACAUCUUGCACAGUACUUCCAUCUCUUCAACAUGUAUGCAUCAAUAGGGCCACCAGAGAAAUUACAACUUCUUAAGUUGAAUGUUGUGGAAAUGUUUAUGUUAGUAGCAUUGGAUGAAGGACCUGGGCCAGCAAUCAAAUACCAGUAUGCUGAACUUGGGAGGCUGUACCAAGUAGUCUCACAAUUAAUUCGAUCAUGUGAUGUUUCAUUUAAGCAACAGUCAUCACAAACGAAUACUGGUCCUCUCCCAAAUCCACAUGGAGACCCAUCAUGCCCUGAACCUCUUAUGACCAUUCAGCCAAAAGUAGCAGACAUCCUUUAUGGACGAGCAACGUAUGUCAAGAAAAUAAUUGAGGAUGCCAAUGCCUCAGAAGACACUGUGAAAUUACUGAAAUUUUGCUGCUGGGAAAAUCCACUGUUCUCAUCAACUGUGCUCUCAGAGCUUUUGUGGCAAAUUGCAUACUCUUACACUUAUGAGUUGAGACCAUAUUUAGAUCUCCUUUUACAUAUGCUGCUGCUAGAAGAUUCUUGGCAAAAUCAUAGGAUUCAUAAUGCUCUUAAGGGUAUUCCUGACGAUCGUGAAGGUCUUUUUGAUACUAUACAAAGAAGCAAAAAUCAUUAUCAAAAGAGAGCAUAUCAGUGUAUAAAGUGUAUGGUAGCAUUGUUUUCCACGUGUUCUGCAGCACAGCAAAUGCUUCAUUCUAAUGGUGACCUGAAGCGCAAGUGGACUUGGGCUGUUGAUUGGCUCAAUGAUGAAUUGGAUCGCCGACCAUACGCAGCAGCAAAUCAACAGUAUGGUUUUAAUAACUGGUCUCCUCCUGCACAGAGUAAUGAAACGAGCAAUGGCUACUUCUUGGAGCGCUCUCCAAGUGCAAGAUCUACCCUUGAAAGAGCCUAUGAAUUGUGCCCAGAAGAUGAGCCUGAAGCAGAAGAAUGUGAAGAAGCAGAUGUAGCUGUCCCAGAAGAAGUUGCUCCUCUUCCUCCUGUAGGAGAUACUGACCAGUUACAUCAGCAAAAAGUACAGUUGACGCAACAGCAACAGUCUCCUGCACCUUCACAGCCACAACCACCUCCUCAACCAAUGCAACAAAAUCAGCAGCAACAACAACAACUACUGCAACAGCAGCAACCACAACCGCAACAACAGCAGCAGCAACAGCAGCAAAAGUUACCUACCUCAGGACCCCAGCCUUCUAGCUCACAAGUAAAUUGUUCACAGAAGGGUUCUCCAAAUAAUAGUCAGAGUACAUGUGACACUGGAGGAGUUGUAACUGUUAGUGGCACUUCUGGAAAUGGAGAGAGUUCUUCAAGUGCCAAUCUAGCCACAACAGUUGCUGUUACACCAACACCAAGUUCAAUAGCUGGAGGCCUCCCAGGAAGCACCACCACUACAACCACAACUACUAAUAGCAAUCAAGGAGGAACACAGACUACUACUAGUAGCAGCUCCAGCAGUGGUGGUAGUGCAACUGUCAGUAAUCACAGCAGUGGAGGGGGUACAAGCAAAACCAAUUCUUCUCCACAGUCUACCCCUACUGCUGUACCAGUUGUGCAGGAUAAUUCACAGGAAAAUUAAUUAUUUUUAUUGGAAAAAAUUAUGGUAAUACAUGUGACAUUCAACUAAUUGUGAAAUGAAGUUUCGUAGCAUAAUUGUGCUAUAAAAAAUGGUGAUGAAAUUUCCAUUUAUCGUGGAUAUCUCAUGGGAUGUAAAGAUUCUCAGUAACUGGAAUGCCACCACAAAUUACCCAGUUAUGUGUAUAUGGAAAAUUGAAAAUGAUUCAUAAGAUUUUAAUCUUAGGUCUAUUUAAAUGAAGUUCUUGAACUGAAUUUUACACACACACACCACAC
Messenger RNA from Macrobrachium nipponense, 8491 nucleotides. It is a transcript of the gene faf, whose product is annotated as probable ubiquitin carboxyl-terminal hydrolase FAF-X. Gene Ontology annotation, molecular function: cysteine-type deubiquitinase activity. Lineage: Eukaryota; Metazoa; Arthropoda; Malacostraca; Decapoda; Palaemonidae. Gene Ontology annotation, biological process: cell migration; protein deubiquitination. The transcript has 52 exons. The coding region runs from base 216 to 8219 and encodes 2667 amino acids. Gene Ontology annotation, cellular component: nucleus; cytosol. The record is from RefSeq and is a predicted model, not a curated record.